Messenger RNA from Callorhinchus milii (elephant shark), 4140 nucleotides. Its product is annotated as zinc finger protein 704. Gene Ontology annotation, molecular function: RNA polymerase II cis-regulatory region sequence-specific DNA binding; DNA-binding transcription factor activity. The transcript has 9 exons. NCBI's taxonomy places the organism in Eukaryota, Metazoa, Chordata, Chondrichthyes, Chimaeriformes, Callorhinchidae. Gene Ontology annotation, biological process: regulation of transcription by RNA polymerase II. The coding region runs from base 11 to 1543 and encodes 510 amino acids. Gene Ontology annotation, cellular component: nucleus. The record is from RefSeq and is a predicted model, not a curated record.
CCUCCUGACCAUGAGCUGCAAACGCUUCCCCAAGAAGUACAGGGUGGGCGGCAGUAAGGUUUGCGCGCCAAGUCCGGGCGGGGAGGCCAGAGGGUGCGGGGGGCAGGUCUGCAGACACCCCCCGGGGGGGGGCAGCGGCUCGUACCCGGGCCCCGGGCCGGCGAGAGAGGGUCCCGAGCCCGACCGCGUCUGUGUCGAUGCCAAAGCCCUGGGGGGGAAACCCAGACACAGCCAUAAGAUGCUGUUCAACUGCAGAGGCAGCGAAUCGGUGUCAACGUUUCAAGAUCGAGAGAGAAGCGACAUCCACUGGAGAGUCUCGGAGCCUCGCGCCUCGACGGCCAAGAAGCCAGAAGACCGGUAUCUGGAAAACAAAUGUAACAGGAACCGCGAGGUGGACAAGGAGCCUGCGGCCCGCCCCCUUGGCUUGGGCUCGGAUCAGAAACGCCUCCUGGCUUCGGCAAACAUCGAUGUUCCUCGCCAGAGGAAGCCUUCAGAAGAAGCGGAUAUGGAUGAAGUAAUGGCAGCUGCUGUCUUGACCAGUCUUUCCACCAGCCCGAACACCUUCCACCAGCUGGUGCGCAGCCCACUUACAGGAACGCACUUAUUGGAUAACUGCAAGGUAUUGAAGGAGGGGCCACCUCUGUCUGCCAGCUACAGUAGCAGCACCACCAGUGGUAACUGGAGUUGGGACAUUCCAAGUGACCAGUCCAACCCGUCCACACCAUCACCCCCAUUGCCAGGCGACAGCUCCAAGCCAUUCCCGUUGUCCGGACAAUCAGAUGACGGCAUUGAUGAGACAGAAGGAUCUCAUUUCCUGUUCGAAGAACCGACUCCCAGGAAACGAAAGAACUCUAUGAAAGUCAUGUUUAAGUGUCUGUGGAAGAAUUGCGGGAAGGUGCUAAGUACAUCAUCAGGGAUGCAGAAACAUGUCCGCACACUCCAUUUGGGACACAAUGGGGAUUCGGACUACUGUGAUGGCGAAGAAGACUUCUACUACUCCGAGAUCGAUGUGGACGUCGACUCGUUAACAGAUGGCUUGAGCAGCCUUACGCCAAUGUCCCCAACCACCGCAAUGCCACCAGUUUUCCCUGCCGUAGAUUCGAGACAUUCAGAGCCAACCGUGGUGAAGACGGAGGAGAAGUUGGUGACUCCCUUGAGCCAAUCUGCACCGACAAAUUUGUUUCACGUACGCACUGACCAUGCUUACCAGGCGACAGCCCCUGUGAGCAUCCCGGUGUCAACAAACUUCAUCCCCAAUGGCACUGGAUUCAGCAUAUCACUGCAGUCCCCACCUGUCAUUUUUAAAGGUUCACAGGGCCCCUUAACACAGAUUCGUCCCAUCAGUAUUGUUGAGAAGCGGCAGAAUUCUCACCCGUCCUUAAAGGUACAUACGUCUCUGUCACCGUCCCCAAAACCAGGGACAGGAACAAGAAAGCCCAGGGGUGAAGGAAAGAAAUGUCGCAAAGUUUACGGAAUGGAGAACAGGGAUAUGUGGUGUACUGCCUGCCGCUGGAAGAAAGCUUGCCAGCGAUUUGUUGACUGAUGACGGGCACUUUCUGAAGUUUGUACACUCUAAAGAUCUGACAGCACGCUGUUUCCUGAACAGUAAACUGAAGUAAAGGGCAAAGAAAGAAUACUUCUUAGGAGCGGGGAGCGUGUGUGUUGCAUGGCUCUGUUUAGGUGAAGCACUUUGCAAUUGAAAUGUGUGGAUACAAUCAAAAAAAAAUCUAUGCUGGCAAUUUACUUUUCGUUAAGUUUUCUGUGAACCUGCAGUGUUUUUCAAUCGCGCUUGGAUUUCCUGUUGAGUUCACCGUUUUUUUUUGGAGAGAAAAAAUCUUUGCCAAUUUGCUGAAAUUCUUAAGCAGGCGUUUCCUCUUUUCCGACGACCUUGUUUUCACACUCUUAUCUCUCUCUCCGCCCCCAUUUAAAAACCCGAGACCCAGGCAAAGAAAUGCUUUUUCAUUCAUUCCACUUGUCAGGAAACACAUUCUUGCACAUCGAAGGGAGGAAAAAGAAAAGCAGAUUAAAUUUAUCGCCGUAAAUUAGAAGCUUGGCUUUUGCUGGAUUUUUGAAACAGUUUUUUAAAAAAAAUACAUUUCUCUCUGUUUGCUUUUGGUCGCGACGGAUGAGAAGACAGUUGAUACUGUUACAACAAAACACUUACACAGGUCGUUGGUCUCGAGUUUUUUUUAAAAAGCAAAAACCUUUUCAUUCUUACAAUUUUUUUAUGUCGUUAUAAGAUAUGUAGUACAGUGAGCAUUUUGGGGGAAUGGAACUAGGUUCAGACUUAGCUGGAAACUUCAGGAAGUGCCAACGGGCUAUCUCUCGUUGAAUUGCACUAGGCUUGACUGCACAAAGAAAUAGUUCUGGGGUGGGGGGAGGGAGGGCGGGCGGGGGGGAGAAACAAAUUGGGGGCACCUGAGAUGCACUCUUAUAUUAAAAAAAUUGUGAGGAAGGUAUGUGUGAGAUGUAAAUAAUGUCGCUUUUAUUGUNAAAAAAAUACAACUUUUUUGUAGUGUAGCUUUAGUUUAUAAGUUGCGAGAAAGAAGAGAGAAAAAAGCUGAUGAAGAUGGUUUCAUUUGUUCAUGAAUGUACGACAACCAUCGUUUCAAAUGUUUGGUCACUAUAUGUUCAGUGCUGGGUUUGCCAUCAUUUUAGUUGCCUUUAAACCGUUGCGUAAGUGUAGCUUGCUAACCACUGCAUUUUGUUUUGCUUGGUUGCCAUUUAUGACUGUGACCAACGCUGACUGACUGUUGCGUCUUCAUUCAGUUACCAGGACAUUAAGCUAAAUUCAAUCGUAUAUAUACUACCAAUUGUAUCUCAACUCUUCAGUUAGAAAUUGAUGCCGAAUGUUUUACAGCAAAUGGAACUUGGCAGCUUACAUUAGCAGUUUGAUUCAAUACAGGGUUUAAGAUUUCUUUCCAUCAGUUGGUCACUGGCCAUUGCAAAGGUAGUGUACGAAAGGGUCGAAAUACAAUUCAAGCAGCUGUCUGCUUACUGACAGUGAAUAUUGCCAAAAAGUUGUGACUGUUGCAGUACAAAGGUGAUGCUGCUUUGUAUGUCAAAAGAGGUUUUUUUUGUGGAAAAAAAAAUCGCUAGAUUGUUCAUUGGAGAGUCAUCAGGAUUCAAACUCUUUUUUUUAAUUGUACUGAAAGAUUCACCCCGACUUAAACCUUGAAAGACCCAGGGUCUCAUUAAACAAACAUCUGUUACUUGAGUUGGAGAGAGAGAAAACAGGGAAAUGCCUUCAGGCUUAUUAUACCCUGGGUUUUGAUCAGUGUUUGUAUUGUUGUAUUCGAAUGACAAUAUACCAAAGGACAGUCUCUCCGUGAACACUUUAUUAAGAUGUGCUGAAUUCUCAGGAUUUUAAUGUUUGUAACAACUGUAAAAUGAAAAGGAAGAGACUCUAAUGUUUUUAAUUAUAUACUGGAUUUUUUUUCUUUUUUUAAAAAAAAAGGGCUUUGCCUAUAUACACAUUGCCACGGUGGUCUCUGACCACAAUUGAUGGCGAAAACAAAUGAAUGUUAACUGUUAACUUUUACAGCUUUCUUUGCAUUAAUUUUCACAUUAUUUUUUGGGGGGGAAAAAAAUAAGUCAGUGGUUUAAUUCUCCAUACAUCACAUAUACGAAGAAAACUUCAACCCACCACAAAGCUUGUUUUAUUGCCAAACUGAUUUGUAUUACAUAGUUGUGGCAGUAAACAUUCCAAGAGAGGAGAGAAGUUUAUUUCUGCUUCGAAGACAGGAUUUGUAUUACCAGCAGUUGUACCAGCUUUGGUUUCAGACUUUUUUAUCAUUGAACAGGUGAAGAAAUCAUAAUCCUUUUGGGGGAAAUGCACUUUUGUAUGAAAAAUUAUGGAUGAUAAUAUGUGUAGUGUACUUUUUAUAAUGUUGAAGAGGUGCAGCAUUUGUUUUCCAUAAUGUGUUCCAGUGGGGUUGUAAAAUUCUGAUGGUUUUGCAAAGAAACAAUUACUAAGUUAACCAGAGUGGGAAGGACCUAUGUUUUUCUGUACAUACAUCUGUAAACGCUGCCAUAUAUUACAUGAGCAGCCAUGCCUACUGCUGAGGUUUACGUGCCAAUGUAAUGGUGGGUUUCAUAUUUUUUAAAAAAAACACAAGAAAUAAAGAUCCUCAGAACUGC